UUCCAAGACAUUUAAAAAUGGCGGUAGGGGAGGAGACAACUUGUCUAGAAUAAAACUUGAAAUCAUUGCUACAAAGUCUGCUUCAGUGGUGAUUUUGGUGAUUAGAUUGUUGUGAAAUUCAUGGAAAAGGUUUAAGAUUAAGUAAUCUUCGUAUCAAGAUAAUUUGCGGAUAAUUAAGAGGGGACCGAAGGCAAAAGUGUAUUGCUAUAUGGCCGACCUGGGCAGAUGCAGACAGACUGCAACCUCGUGAAAAGGCUGAAUAACGCUAAAGGAGUACUAAUCUCGGAAUUUAUGACAUGCUAGUGCCUAGGACUUUAUUUAAAGGAGCGCAGGCAACAUUCGACAGUCAAAUUUCAUCAAAAAUUUAUUGAAAUGAGUUUUGAAGUGCAAGUUCUUGUAUUGGGAGCAGAGUCUACAGGCAAAACCCUUCUUUUGAAGAGACUGCAAAAUGUAUUACAAGAUGGAUACAAGGAAGAAGAAGAAUUUGAAAUUAUUCCACCAACAGUUCCAACUAUUGGUACCAACCUUGCAAAUAUAACCUUUAACAAAAGGAAGCUUAAUUUCAGAGAGCUUGGUGGUGCUAUGGCUCCUAUAUGGAAAAAUUUUUAUGGUGAAAGCAAUGCUGUAAUGUACUUGAUAGAUGUUUCAAACAAUUUUCAGAUUGCAGCAUCAACAAUACUUUUCUUUGAUGUUUUGAAGGCAGAAAAACUAUCAAAAAUACCAAUUUUACUGCUAUUUAACAAAACAGACCUUGCUUCAAAUUUGAGUAUCCAAGAGCAUAAAUUUAUUCUCAGGCUGACUGACCUGGAAAAACAUGUUACGCAAAAACUGACAGUCGUUGAAUGCAGUUUGAAAACUGGAAAUGGAAUUAAAGACUUGAAAGAUUGGCUUUUGACCAUUUAGGGCAACUUAUCAUGUAGAUAAGCACAAAAUGUAUCAAAAUGCUGCCAAUUAAAGGAUUUUUUAUCAAAAGACUAAAUUGGAUGACUUAGGGCUUUAUGAAAUGGGGGACCAAAUUACAAGAAGCUCAAUUUGUUCAAACUUUGUUAGAAUGGUGAUGUUAACUGGUUUAUCAUCAAACAACGUGAAGUGCAGAAUUGUACAAACAAGUUCAAAGCAAAAGGAUUUUCACCAAAGCAGACCUUUAUGAAUUAGAAGUUUGUAUGAUAGUAAAGAUGUUAGUUUAUUUGGGAUUUAAUCAAUUAAAUUUCAUCAUAUUAGUCAAUUCUCAAGGGUCUUUGUUUUUGGAUAAUAACUUGGGUUGCUACAUAUUAACAUCUUAUGAUUUGCCUCAUUGCAAUUUGCUCUGCCGUUUCUUAAAAUUUAUGCUCAAUGCUACAGAGGCACAAAGUCUCUCAAGAGUUUGGAGUAAAAAUACUAAAUGCAUUGGAAAUUAUAACCUUUUUUGUCUCUUCUGGUAAACAGGGGGAUUUAAGGAUUCAGAAGUAGGUUUAUCUCACUUUGAUUAAAUUUCAGGCUGUUUGUGCUCUAACAACACUCCUAUUCUUUAUAUAUCCAUGUAUAUAUUCUUAUUGAUGUUUCCAUUUCUUUACAUGACGAUAUAUGUGCUAUUAUACCUUAA
Messenger RNA from Rhopilema esculentum, 1582 nucleotides. Its product is annotated as ADP-ribosylation factor-like protein 16. The record is from RefSeq and is a predicted model, not a curated record. NCBI's taxonomy places the organism in Eukaryota, Metazoa, Cnidaria, Scyphozoa, Rhizostomeae, Rhizostomatidae. Gene Ontology annotation, molecular function: GTP binding; GTPase activity.